Messenger RNA from Elaeis guineensis (African oil palm), 561 nucleotides. RefSeq lists its product as uncharacterized. NCBI's taxonomy places the organism in Eukaryota, Viridiplantae, Streptophyta, Magnoliopsida, Arecales, Arecaceae. The record is from RefSeq and is a predicted model, not a curated record.
AUGAUUGAAUCCGACGACUCUAGCACCCACCUCAACCAAUCCUCCUUCACCUUGCUCUGUCGCCACAGCUACCUCAUCUUGGGCUGUGCCUGCCUCCUCCUCAUCCUCAGCAUCGUCGUGCUUGUUCUCUACUUCACCCUCUUCAAGCCCCGCGACCCCAUCAUGAAGCUCAUCUCCACCUGCAUCGAAGGCGGCUCCCCUCGUGUCACUCUCCUCGUCAUUCGCAUCGAACUCAACAUCACCCUCGAGUUCGAGGUCUUUAUCCACAAACCCAACUAUGCCGCCUUGGACUAUGCCAAGGGCCACACCAUCCUCCUCUAUCGUGGCACCCUUAUUGGCGACACUGAUGUGGAGCCUGGCUGGAUGCCACUGUGGGGUGAUGGACACGUACAUGUCAAUUUCAAUGUUGAGGCCGAUCUACUCACGACGAAGCUCUUAAGCCUGAUUGCGGACAUGGCCGCCGGCGAGGUGGGGUUUGAUUUGUCGACGGAGAUCUCCGAUCGGGUCAUCUUCUUGAGCUUCAUCAAGCGCCACGCACCGACGGAGGAACAGUCAUGGUAG